This is a messenger RNA of Trypanosoma cruzi, 1425 nucleotides long. RefSeq lists its product as uncharacterized. The record is from RefSeq and is a predicted model, not a curated record. The coding region runs from base 1 to 1425 and encodes 474 amino acids. NCBI's taxonomy places the organism in Eukaryota, Euglenozoa, Kinetoplastea, Trypanosomatida, Trypanosomatidae. The transcript has a single exon.
AUGCCUCCACGUACCGUGACAGCAAAUUCUCACAACCACAACGGCGGUAGUGCGAAGAAUAACAGUAAGCCGAAUGCGAAGGGCUCACACGAUCACCCACGGUCGAAGCGGGACGAACAUGCAGCUGAGGAGACUGCCCCUCCAUCAGGGCCUAUCAUCAAGACACAGAUCACCAACACCACCAAGGCAUCUUCGGGCAAGAGCUUCCUUGAUGCACUGCGAGUCGGUGCCAGCAAGCGCUCGAACAAUAACACUUCCGCUGCCGUAGAAAAACCAACAGUAGCCACAGCCGUAGCGAAAACUGAAACAGUGGCGGCGGUUGUAGAACCAAAAACGGUCACCCCGGAGCCUGAGGUGACUACCGUAGAAAGUUUAGCCGUAGAGGUGAAUGCUGCAUCCGUCGAAGAAACGGCGCAGCAACUCGCCAGCGAACAGCCAGUUGUAGAGCAGAAUUCGGCGACCCCGACCCCGCCGGUCCAACAAAAAGAGCAGCAGCAGCAGCAGCCUGUUACUCUCCCAGAAUCUGAUGCACAUUUUAGUUGGGCCAAUGACGACGAUUACAGUUUUGUGAAUCAGUUCACACAACCACAUCGGGAGGAACAGGUGCAGGCAGGAGCCCCUGCCUAUCUUGUUCAGUACCCUCAGGACGUUAUUGACGCACAGGAGAAGGGCACUCGGGUCAUCUUCAAGGCUCCAGGUGAGAAGCAGACGAUGGCAAGUGCUGUGGCUGCAUUACAGAAGGAAAGCCGCGAGCUCCAGGAUUCGCGUCGCGUUUUUGAGGACUACUGCAAGCAGAGAGAGGCUGAGUUGAAUGAGAAACGUGCCCAGUUGUCUAAAUUUGAGCGUCAACUGCAGGAACAGAGUGAGAACCUUCAACAGGAGCGUGCAAAAAUCCUUGAGCAACAACAGAAACUGCAACAACAACAACAACAACAACAACAACAGCAACAGCAACAUCACCAACAGCAACAGCAUCAUCACCAUAUUCAGCAAUCACCGGUCCGCAGUGCUCCUGCGGCUCCUCCUGCACCGACACAGCACGGCCCACAGCCUGCUCCUGGUUACACGUACUCCCCUGCCAUGCAGGAGAACAUGCAGUGGUGUCCUCCGCCGCGUCCCGACAACUGGGCACUCGGCCAUGGCCCAGUUGUCCCACCGUACGAACAUAACCGGUAUUACCAAAACAUGAAUUACCAGCCACCUCGUGGAAAGUCUUUUGUUCCCAGGAGUGGUGAUAUACCUCCGCACAUGGGCCGCGGAAAUCCGAUGCGCUCGAACCCACACAUGCAGAGCAACUUUAACAACCGCCCAAUGGGAGCCGGAGAGAUGCGUGGACCCAUGCCUGACGGUGGCGUGAACCCCAUGUUCAACCAGCGUUCGCAGGCGGGAUAUAUGCAGACGAAUAAUUUUCACAAUCAGUGGUGA